Pelecanus crispus (Dalmatian pelican) is the source of this 892-nucleotide messenger RNA. The record is from RefSeq and is a predicted model, not a curated record. NCBI's taxonomy places the organism in Eukaryota, Metazoa, Chordata, Aves, Pelecaniformes, Pelecanidae.
AUGCUUUUACAGCAGCAGUAUCAAAGUGCCCUGUUUUGGGCAGACAAAGUAGCUUCACUGUCUCAUGAGGAACCACAAGAUAUCUACUGGUUGGCCCAAUGUCUUUACCUAACAGCUCAGUAUCAUAGGGCAGCACAUGCCCUUCGAUCACGUAAGUUGGAUAAGUUAUAUGAAGCAUGUCGCUACCUUGCAGCUAGAUGUCAUUAUGCUGCAAAAGAACAUCAACAGGCCCUGGAUAUUCUUGAUAUGGAAGAGCCAAUCAACAAAAGACUUUUUGAAAAGUACUUGAAGGAUGAAAGUGGAUUGAAAGACUCUACCACAGACUGGGAGAUGUCACAGUCCUCUAUCAAGAGCUCUAUAUGCCUUUUGCGAGGGAAGAUCUAUGAUGCUUUGGAUAACAGAACCCUAGCAACAUACAGCUACAAAGAGGCCUUGAAGCUUGAUGUUUACUGCUUUGAAGCAUUUGAUCUUUUAACAUCGCACCAUAUGCUGACGGCACAAGAAGAAAAAGAACUUCUUGAAUCUCUACCUCUUAGUAGACAAUGUACAGAAGAAGAACAAGAAUUGCUUCACUUUUUAUUUGAGAAUAAAUUGAAAAAGUAUAAUAAACCCAGUGAAACACUGAUUCCUGAAUCAGUAGAUGGUCUUCAGGAAAACCUGGAUGUGGUAGUUUCUUUAGCUGAAAGACAUUAUUAUAACUGUGAUUUCAAAAUGUGUUACAAGCUUACUUCACUAGUGAUGGAAAAAGAUCCUUUCCAUGCAAAUUGUCUACCUGUGCAUAUAGGGACACUUGUGGAGCUUAAUAAAGCAAACGAGCUUUUCUAUCUUUCUCACAAACUGGUGGACUUAUACCCAAAUAAUCCUGUAAGUUGUUCUAAGCCUUCCUUACCAG